AUGUCACAGCCUUCAUCUACGGAGGCCCCGGUGCUGACUCCUCAGUUCUGCUUCGAUGAAAGGCUUCUCCGUGACUUCCUUCGCCUGUCCCGCUCUACUAUUGACGACUCAAUCACACAGAAUUUAAAUGCGCUAGUAACUCCCUCUCGCGAGGGAUUUGAUCCAUCCUCGACUGCCGUGCGACAGACCGAUUCAAGAGCUCGAAAAGCGAUUGACCCUUCUGCUUGCCAAGGCUUCAAAGAUAAUGUGCUAUUCCCGUCAUGGCAGACUCGAUCAGAUGUCCUCAAUUACUGUGCCGGAGUUGCAACCAGCCCCGAUCCCGAGGACCCAGAUCUGAUCCUGCGCGAGACAGAAUCCGCCCGAGAUCGUGAACGAGUUGUCAAUGAGCGGCUGGAUCCAUACUCGGCACGCUUCUUCCCUCGCGAGGCUCGAACUGAGUCACUAGCAAACUUGGUUCGUAAUCAACGUACCGUGGAGGAGAUCAUCCGAGCUCGGACAUGGGGCAUGGUGACUGAGAGGUGUGCCGGCUCUUCGUCUUCAUGGGAGGAAGCCUUGAACGCCUGGCGACAGACUCAUCAGCGAUAA
Molecule: messenger RNA, 585 nt
Organism: Penicillium daleae
Lineage: Eukaryota; Fungi; Ascomycota; Eurotiomycetes; Eurotiales; Aspergillaceae
Product: MIX23 family protein
Exons: 2
Coding region: 1-585 (194 amino acids)
Cellular component (GO): mitochondrial intermembrane space; mitochondrion
Source: RefSeq, a predicted model, not a curated record